AAACGUCAAGUACAAAAGAUUAUGAGAACCAUCGUUUUGAGGUUGAGAGAGAAAAUCACAGCUCUUGAAAGUUUCCAAAGAGUGGCGCCGUUGGAUGUUGAACUUCUUGGAGAGCUCAGAACUUUUGAAAUCAACAACAAUUAUGACAAAGUCACAAGUAAGGGCUUAGCUCUCAAAGCUGCUGUAGUCGAGGAAAGAGAAGAAAGCAAUGACGAUGAAGGUCCGUUGGCAGAUGAUAGUGAGCUGAAAGAAGCACUAGCUUUAAUCGCGCGAAACUAUGGGAAGAUGAGUCAAAGGCUGUACAAGAACAAAUUUGCUGGAAAAAAGGGGAACAAUUUCAACAAGAAUGUGGUGCAGGACAAGAAAACUAGUAUGCCACUCUUAAAAUCCGAUUCACAACGAGUCGAGAAGGAUCAAUGCAGGGAGUGUCGAGGCUUUGGACACUUCCAGUAUAUGUGUGCUAAUCUUAAGGAGAAGAAUAAGUCACUGAAGGCAACCUGGGAAGAUUCAGAUGAAGAAGGCACAGACGAACCUUCGUUACACACAAGCAACCUGGCAGUUCAUACCUCAGUCAAGAAGUUAAUGUGUCUCACCACUUCUCAUGCUCCGACCAAGUUUGAAGAAAGUUUGAAAGAAACUAAAGCUUCUGAGGAUGAAGCGAAUCAAAAUGUGUGUGUAGAUCCAGUUCACUUACUUGCUAUGGAAAAAUGUGCUCAAGCAUCUGAAGCACUACAGAAGCUUCAAAAUGAAGUGUUUAGACUUUCAAGAGCAAACAGGGUGCUGAACGAACAUGCAUCCGCCUCCACUGCUACUACUGACCGACUAUUCUCUACUCAGCAACUUCUUGCCGAGCGGAACCAGGAAAUCAUACUACUGAAAAAUGAAGCUGUUCGGCUAAUGAACGGACAUGCUAGCAUGGAAAGCAAACUGAAGACAAAUUUUGCUGAGUUGAACCGAACUGUAGAAGUUAUUCAAAAACUGAACAAGGGAAAAGCAUAUCUGAAUAAACUCCUUUCCUUGGGAAGACAACAUGGUGAUCUUACUGGAAUAGGGUACACUGGUAGGGAAGACAUUCCUGUGUCCUCAACUGGAACUUCAAAUACAAAACAUACUGGUCUUGCAUUUGGGGACAAACUUGGAGUUGGAGGUAUGAACCUCCAUGGGAGACCUUCCAAAAACGUGUUUGACAGGUUUGUAAAAAGCACUGUAAGUAAUCCUCUAUCUCCACCAUCUCCCUUGAAGGUUCAUUCUCCCAUGCAAAAAUCUGUUAAUAAAAUCACCAUAAUUUUGUUCCUAUCUGUCAUUACUGUG
Messenger RNA from Striga hermonthica, 1311 nucleotides. The record is from the annotation of a GenBank genome assembly. Lineage: Eukaryota; Viridiplantae; Streptophyta; Magnoliopsida; Lamiales; Orobanchaceae.